AUGUCACAGGAAUCCUCCUCCACCACCCCCUCCACCUGGAGGUCCCAAUGCUCAACCAGCUCCCAGAAGAUCAAUUCGUGGACCGCUCAUAAUAUCGAUGCCAAUCAAAUUCGUCAAGAUGCAAAUGCUCGUCGAGCUGCUGCACUCGCUUCACAACAAACGGCUGAAGGAAAUGGAGAUGAGGACGAGGGAGAGGGAGAAGAUGAACCAGCAUCUGCGCCUGCGACACGUACCCGUUCUCGCCGAAAUGAAAGUGAAGCACAAAAGAAUAAGAGAAAGAAAGAAGAAGAAAAAGCAGUUGCCAAAAUCAAGGCCUCUAAAAGAUUUCAACGCCAAAGAGCUUUUGGAUCAGAUGAAGAUAUAACCGAUGAAGAUGAAGCCGCACUUCGAUUAUUUAAUGAAAGCAUGGCACCUUUACCUGAUCAAAUGGAAAAUUGUGUACUUUGUGAAAAGAGAUUCACCGUUACAGCAUACAGUCGAGCUGGUCCAGAUGGAGGUCUUCUUUGCCCACAAUGUACAAAAGAACUCAACAAGGGAGAAGGACAAGCAAAAAAGAAACGAAAAUCUCAAGCUGGAGCACAGAGAAGAAAGAUUCAGAGUAAUCUCCUAGAUGGUGUAUAUCCAGGCGCUAAAGACUUGAUGACCUUGUGUAUCGAAACUUUAGCCAAAAAUGUCGACAUGGCCGAUGACUUGGGAGAUUUACCAGAACCACUCAUGGAUAAAUUAUCAGCCAUACUUUCCAAGAGGCGUCUUUUACGUUCCAAUACUUUGAAUUUAUUUCUUCAAAAUGGUCGUGAAGUCGUCACCAUCUAUGAAGGGGCAUACCUGAACUCAGAUGACUACAUUCGAAUAUUUCAAGUCGUACCAAGUGUCAAAUCAUUACGCAUCCGAUCUGGUAUUCAAUUCAAAGACAAAGUAAUGGAACAUCUUAUAGCAUCUACUGUCAAACUUGAGCACCUGAGCUUGUCUGGUAGUAAUCUCAUAAGCGACGAAAAUUGGAACCGCUACUUCACGGAGAAAGGCUCACAUCUGAAAUCUUUCAAGGUUUACUAUACAGAUGGUCAAUUUGGUGAUGAUCAAAUAGAUGUUAUCACCAAAACAUGCCCUCAAUUGACUCGUCUUAAAAUCACCCAUAACCAAAAAGUCACUGAUGAGGGUGUUGCACAUAUUUCACGUAUCUCUACUCUUCAACAUCUCGGUUUGGAAAUCCAAAAAAGCAAAGCCUCGGAACCAUAUGUUCAGAUUCUUGAUAGUAUCGGACCCCAACUACAAACGCUCUCUCUUGGUCAAGUCCAUGAAAUUAACGACUCUGUCUUGAACGCUAUUCAUGACAACUGUCAGAACUUAAACAAACUCCGCAUCACGGACAAUAGCGUCUUGACAGAUGCAGGUUUCGCAAAUCUCUUCACGAAUUGGUUGAAUCCUCCCCUUUCCUUCAUCGAUCUAUCUAAAAAUCGUCAUAUCGAUGCCUCCGUCCCUCGCGAUAAUCCUGACAAUAUCGGUCUCUGUUCCCUCGGUUUCGAAGCUCUAAUGGCACAUUCAGGUCUUACUCUCCGCUAUCUCGAUAUCAAUUCUUGUCGACAUAUUUCCCUCUCGAGUUUUGAAAAAGCAUUUUCACUCGAAAAGGAAUAUCCGGAAUUGGAGGAAAUGAAUAUUAGUUUUUGUCAGGAAGUUAAUGAUUUUGUAGUUGGAAGUAUCUUCAAGACUUGUCCGAAAUUGAAGAAGUUGAUCAUUUUUGGAGAUUUUAAGGUUAGGGAUGUGAGAGUUCCAAAGGGGAGGAUUCUUAUAGGUAUGCCUAAUGCGAUGGGGAUGCAGAUUGAGGGGACUGGGGAUGGAGGUGAUGGGAUGAGUGCCUGGUGA
Botrytis fragariae is the source of this 1860-nucleotide messenger RNA. RefSeq names its product putative dna repair protein. Gene Ontology annotation, molecular function: protein binding. Gene Ontology annotation, cellular component: SCF ubiquitin ligase complex. The coding region runs from base 1 to 1860 and encodes 619 amino acids. NCBI's taxonomy places the organism in Eukaryota, Fungi, Ascomycota, Leotiomycetes, Helotiales, Sclerotiniaceae. The transcript is spliced from 3 exons. The record is from RefSeq and is a predicted model, not a curated record. Gene Ontology annotation, biological process: SCF-dependent proteasomal ubiquitin-dependent protein catabolic process.